AUGUAUGAAUUAUCAAUUUUAUUUGAAAAAAACAUAUUUUUCAGAGAUUUGGCGGCUAGAAAUUGUCUGGUUGGCCCUGAAAAUGUUGUCAAAAUUGCUGAUUUUGGAUUGGCUCGUUUUAUGAGAGAAGACACUUAUACAGCACAUGCCGGCGCAAAAUUCCCAAUCAAAUGGACUGCUCCAGAAGGACUAGCAUUUAAUACAUUCAGCUCAAAAAGUGAUGUUUGGGCAUUUGGAGUUCUGUUAUGGGAGAUCGCAACAUAUGGAAUGGCGCCGUAUCCAGGUGUUGAAUUAUCAAAUGUUUACGGGUUACUCGAAAAAGGUUUUCGAAUGGAUGCACCAACUGGAUGUCCACAAUCGGUUUAUCGAUUGAUGCUUCAAUGUUGGAAUUGGUCACCAUCUGAUCGUCCAAGAUUCCGGGAUAUUCAUUCGAAUUUGGAGACGAUGAAUAAUCAGAAUGGUAGUGAUGUGGAUAAGGAGGUUGCCAAGAUUUUGCAGCAGAAUUCUUCGAGAGAUAAACGACGAUCGAAUGGACGGGUUAAUGAUUCGUUGUCAAGAAGUAGUACUUAUGAUAAAUACGGGCAUAAUAUUCAUAAUGAUAUGAUUCAUUCGAUUUCGAGAAACUCGAAUUCGGAUAUGAGUGAAAUGACGGUAAGCUUCUAUUAUUUUUGGGUGAAAAAUUCUGAUAAACGUGAGAGAAUCUAUUCAAAAUUUCUCCAGAAGUCUUUAACAGAUGACCUUUUCGAAACCUUAUCCUAAAUUAUUCUAAUUUUUUUCCAGAUGUCAUCCUUCCGUGAUAAUGGCGCAGCUUCACCUCUCAACUCUAGAUCACAACUACCACUCCCACCACAUGUAAGAAAUUCUUUAUUUUUUUCCUAAACAUUUUCCAAUCAAUAUUUUUUAGCAGGCUGCUAAACCCAAACUAUUGAAAUCAGUUCUCAACACCAAUGCAAAACAUAUCAGCUCGAAAUCUGAAGGUAACUUUAUUCUUGUCAAUCCCUUCCUCAAAUAAAUUUCUCUGCAGAACACGAGGAAAUCACACCGCUUGCUGAGAAGAAUGUGAGAAAAGCAGUGAGUCGAUUAGGUGGAACAAUGCCGAAAGGUCAAAGAAUCGAUGCAUAUCUCGAUUCUUUGCGGAAAAGUGAGACUUCCGGAUGGAAAGAUGGAACUGAUGCGGACACCGAAGGAGCCGGGUCAUCUUCGAUGAGUCGAACUGUGUCGGAUGAUUCACUUGAUGCGUUGCCAUUGCCGGAUUCGAUGAAUUCGAGUGCUUAUGUGAAGAUUGGAUCUGUUAGUGGUGGAAAUGGUGAAAAUGCAUUUUUGAAGGUUGGUUUUUAAUAAUUUCAUUGAUAAGGACUUAAGAUUAAAAAAUAUCGGAUCUAUAUUGUCAGAAUCUACAAAAAUCCACUUUGGCAAUAUUUAAUAAUUGAAAAAAAAUUAAAUUAAAAUGUAUUUCUUCAACAGAUUCCUUUACAAUUUCAGAAAAACAUUUUCAGGAAAAAUUUGAAAUCUGAAACUAUUUCUGGAGCUAGUGACAACUUUAUGAACUUUGCCACGUUCAAAUUUUUGUUCAGAAUCUAGAUUUUCAGUUUUUUAAUCAACAUCUCUCUUCUACUCAUGAUCUUCUAAACAAAUUGUUUUUUUUUUCAGCAAAUCCGCUCGAAGCUCAAAAAACCAAUUGAAACAUCAAAUAAUGUUGAUUCGGAUACACCGGAUGGUAAGUCAUUCUUAUUAAAAAUUCCUGAUUAAUCAAAUCGGAAACAUAAAAUAACUUUCAGAUUCUAUGAAUGCACCAAAACCAGUCAAAAGUCCAACAAAUCUCUUCGGAUCUUUGAACAAAAAAUCAUCACCAACCGAGUCGAUGUCGAAAAAACAAGGGAAAAGUCCGUCGCCUGUUUCGCCAUCACCAAACUCCUCAUUUUCUGUUUUGAACGAAUCCAAAGAACAUUCUGAGCCGGAAAUUACCGGAGGUGGAUCAUGGAGAGCAAAACAAGCGGUUACCAGGAAAAUUGACGUCGUUAAGGUGAGGGAAAUUGAAAAUUUCACGGGUUUUUCAAAUGAAUAGAUGUCAAAAAUAUUAGAUUUCCCCUCUGAGUUUUUUUUCUCAAAUUUUGAUGUAUUUCAGAAUGAACCAGCACCAAAUGCCGAGGGAGAAUUGAAAGCAAAAAUCCGAAACCUCCGCCACGUUUCAAGAGAAUCCGAAGAGCAGCCACAAUCCAGCAGUGGAGAAACUUCUCUGCAAGACGAGAAAGAGCCUGUUCCAACAGACAAAGCACGAAUCCGUCAACUCGUCACACAAAAAGUCUUCCCCUUCCAACCACAUCGCCCAUUUUCACUUCAAUGUCCAAACAGUUCAGCAAGUUCGGGAGUUUUGGACAAACAUGAAAGUUCAGCAACAUCAUCGACAUCUUCGAUGCAAACGAAAGAGCCAACAGUUCCACCGCAUUUUAGUACUUUGCAAAGAUUCAAGGCGAAUAAUAAUGAAGUAAAUGGGAAGAAAACUGUUUUGGAGGAUGAGACAACUGGAAUGCAUAGAACUCAAUCACUUCGAGAUAUUACUAGUAAAUUUGAGAAGCUUGGUGCAGCAGAUACAAGUACCCCAAAAACUGAAGGUUAGUUCUGAAGGUUAGAUCUGGGAGGAAAUUGUUUAAAAUAUUUUUUUUUCGAGAAUUUGGUCAGAGUUUUUGAAAAUUAAUAUUCUAUUCUGUUCUUCAUCAAAUUUCAUUUUCAGAUUUUUUUUGAACCCAAAAAUUAUUUGACCUCAACUUUAAGUAACUCCCUAAAGUUUUUUUUAAAAUAUUUUAAGCACUCCCACGCCUGACGAGACGUGUCCAAAAAGGAUACUGUACAAAAAUUUUCAAAUAAAAAUUCCCGCCCAAACCAAAAUUUCCAUUCGGGCGGGAAGCUAAUAAAAAUUUUCAAAUUUUUUUUCAUUUCACUGCACAUCUUUUUCACGAAAAAGUGAAGUAUGCAUUGGUUUUCAGCGGAUUUUGAUGAAAAUAUUCUGAAAAAAUUUUCACGCUGCACAAAAAUUUUGGGAGCACUGCACUUUUCAUCCGCGCAAAAACCAAUCAAGAGAUAAAUUGUCAAAUCUUUUUCGAAUUUUUUUCUUAAAAUCUAAAUCUUUUUAUUUUCAGAAGUCCCAUAUCGCGAAAACGUCAUCGAACGCAAAUCUGCCAAACGCUUCUCAAUGCUAGAUUCCGAUUCCAGCCAAAAAACUCGCCCAUUCAUGGUGCCACCACCAAGAGGAGGACGUCGUGCUGUUCUACCCGAAGAAUCUAUCGAUGAUGAAACUGUUAACAAAGAAAGUCUUCUGAAACUCGGUGAAAAAUUGGAGGAAAUUGUGUUUGUUUGCAAAGGAAAAAUAUUCGAUAAUCAACCAACUGAACAAGUUGUUCAAAGUCUUAUUCGUCUUUGUGACACUGUGAAGAAGUUCCAUUCACAAUGCACGGUUUAUGGUGAACAGAUUUCGCCGCAUAGUAAAUUUAGAUUCAGGUAUGUAUAUUUUUGAGAUUUUUAUCUAUACCAGAAUUAAUACCCCCUGAUAAUUCCAAAUGUUUUUUUUCAGAGAAGCUUUAUCUAGAAUGGAUGGGUAUAAUAAUCGCCUUAUCGAUAUGUCAUCAAAACUUGGCUCAUCUUAUCACACAUUUGACAAAGAAAAAUUAGUCGAAUACCUUUAUUGCUCAUUCCAAGAAGUCAGAGAGCUUAUCAAUCGUUAA
Molecule: messenger RNA, 3719 nt
Organism: Caenorhabditis angaria
Lineage: Eukaryota; Metazoa; Nematoda; Chromadorea; Rhabditida; Rhabditidae
Source: the annotation of a GenBank genome assembly